CUGCGGGCGACGCGAUGACGUCACGGGCGUGCGUCGCCGCGCGCGGGAGCGGGAGAAGAUGGCGGCGGGGCCGAUCUCGGAGAGGAACCAGGAUGCCACGGUUUACGUGGGGGGCCUGGACGAGAAGGUCAGCGAGCCCCUGCUGUGGGAGCUCUUCCUGCAGGCCGGGCCCGUGGUCAACACGCACAUGCCCAAGGACCGGGUCACGGGCCAGCACCAGGGGUACGGCUUCGUGGAGUUCCUGAGCGAGGAGGACGCCGACUACGCCAUCAAGAUCAUGAACAUGAUCAAGCUGUACGGGAAGCCCAUCCGGGUGAACAAGGCCUCGGCCCACAACAAGAACCUGGACGUGGGCGCCAACAUCUUCAUCGGCAACCUGGACCCCGAGAUCGACGAGAAGCUGCUCUACGACACCUUCAGCGCCUUCGGGGUCAUCCUGCAGACCCCCAAGAUCAUGCGGGACCCCGACACGGGCAACUCCAAGGGCUACGCCUUCAUCAACUUCGCCAGCUUCGACGCGUCGGACGCGGCCAUCGAGGCCAUGAACGGGCAGUACCUGUGCAACCGGCCCAUCACCGUGUCCUACGCCUUCAAGAAGGACUCCAAGGGCGAGCGGCACGGCUCGGCGGCCGAGCGGCUGCUGGCGGCGCAGAACCCGCUCUCGCAGGCCGACCGCCCCCACCAGCUCUUCGCCGACGCCCCCCCGCCCCCCUCGGUGCCCGCGCCCGUGGUCACCGGAAAGUGGCGCCUGCCCACUGGCAAAUAA
Messenger RNA from Empidonax traillii (willow flycatcher), 766 nucleotides. Its product is annotated as splicing factor 3B subunit 4. Lineage: Eukaryota; Metazoa; Chordata; Aves; Passeriformes; Tyrannidae. Gene Ontology annotation, molecular function: RNA binding. Gene Ontology annotation, biological process: positive regulation of mRNA splicing, via spliceosome. The transcript has 4 exons. Gene Ontology annotation, cellular component: nucleolus; U12-type spliceosomal complex. The record is from RefSeq and is a predicted model, not a curated record. The coding region runs from base 59 to 766 and encodes 235 amino acids.